AGGAGGCGGAGGAGGCGGAGGAGGCGGAGGAGGCGGAGGAGGCCGGGCUGGCGGCGGUGGCGGCGCCAGAGGCGGGCGGCGCGGCGCAGUCCACAGAGGCGGAGGCGGUGAUGGCGGAGGCGGUGACGGCGGAGGCGGUGAUGGCGGAGGCGGUGAUAGCGGAGGCGGCCGCGGCGCGAGCGGGCGAGGGGUCGGCAGCGGAGGCGACGGCAGAGGCGGAGGCGACGGUGACGGUGGCGGCGGCGGACGGCCAGGCGGCUGCCGUGGUGGAGGGGAGCCCGGACGAGAAGGGCGUGGCGUGGUUCACGGCGCAGUCGCUGCCUCACAUCAUCUGCCAUCUCGCGCCACAGCAAGACAACGACUACGACUGCGGUGUCUACAUGCUCCACUUCGUCGAGAAACUCGCCUGUGCGGAGAGGCUGCCCUCCUUCGCCAGCGCGCAGGGGCUGGUCGACUUCUUCCCAAAGAAGCUCGUAUCGCCGGCGCAGAUCACCGAGCAGCGCAGGCGCAUGCAGGCCGCAAUUGAGGAGGAGCGGAGCCGGCAGAUGGACGCGGGAGACAUGGUGGAGUAGCAGCGCGGGCGGGAAUCGAGCCACAUGUGUUGUUGUCAUAUUGCUUGUGUCGUGUGUGAGAGUGAUGGGAGAACCCGCUGCACCAGAAGUUUCGCCUCUCUUCUGAAGUCCUUUUAUCUCGUGUAUUACAGGGU
Molecule: messenger RNA, 706 nt
Organism: Emiliania huxleyi CCMP1516
Lineage: Eukaryota; Haptophyta; Isochrysidales; Noelaerhabdaceae
Exons: 6
Source: RefSeq, a predicted model, not a curated record